This is a messenger RNA of Trifolium pratense (red clover), 910 nucleotides long. RefSeq names its product late embryogenesis abundant protein D-34-like. Bases 8 to 781 code for a protein of 257 amino acids. NCBI's taxonomy places the organism in Eukaryota, Viridiplantae, Streptophyta, Magnoliopsida, Fabales, Fabaceae. The transcript has 2 exons. The record is from RefSeq and is a predicted model, not a curated record.
AGAAAAAAUGAGCCAAGAACAACCAAAACGUCCCCAAGACCCAAUCAAAUACGGCGACGUUUUACCUGUCUCCGGCGACCUUGCACAGAAGCCCGUUACGCCGGAAGAUGCUGCCAUGAUGCAGAGCGCCGAGAGCCGAAUCUUGGGUCAUACUCAACCAGGAGGAGUAGCUUCUGUCAUGCAAUCCGCUGCCACUCGGAAUGAACAAGCUGGAAUCGUCGGUCACCGAGACGUCACAGAUGUCACCGCCGACCGUGGCGUCUCCGUCACUGAAACUCAAGUCCCAGGACGACGCAUAAUCACUGAAUCCGUUGGUGGACAGGUUGUUGGACAAUUUGUUGAACCAACUCCGGUUCAGGCUGGGUUAACCGGUGCGGUUCGAGAGAGUGCAUUAACCAUAGGUGAAGCACUGGAGGCGACAGCCCAUACGGUGGGUGACAAACCAGUGGAACAGAGUGAUGCUGCUGCUAUACAGGCUGCAGAGGUGAGAGCUACUGGGAGCAAUGUUAUAUCUCCGGGAGGGUUGGCUUCAAUGGCUCAAUCAGCAGCGGCUUAUAAUGCUGACUGUCCUCGUGAAGAGGAGAAGAUUAAGCUGGGAGAUGUUCUGUCCGGAGCAACAGCGAAGUUGCCGGCAGAUAAGGCGGCGACGAGACAAGAUGCUGCAGGGGUGGCUAGUGCAGAGAGGAGGAACAAUCCUGAUGCUACUGCUAUUCCUGGUGGUGUAGCUGCUUCUGUUGCUGCAGCUGCUAGGCUCAAUGAAAAUGUGACCAAUGUAAUGUAAAAUAUGUGAUCCUCCUCAUGAAUGAUGUUUGGGUUUUGUGUCUUGUUGUGAAGUGAUGGUGUAUAAUAUUAUAAGUGGUUUUUGUGUCUUCUCAUAUGACUUUUCUUAAGUUUAGAUAUUUUGUUCUGU